AUCUACUCGGACACUACAGUGGAAAUGUGUUGAAUCAAGAAUAGACAGUAAACGCCUUUUUUAUGGCCGCUUUAUUCUAUCUCCACUUAUAAAAGGUCAAGCCGAUACAAUAGGAAUUGCGAUGCGAAGAGCUUUGCUGGGAGAAAAUAGAAGGGACAUGUAUCACACGUGUAAAAUCUGAGAAAGCCUCGCAUGAGUAUUCUACCAUAGGGGGGAUUCAAGAAUCGGUACAUGAGAUUUUAAUGAAUUUGAAAGAAAUUGUAUUGAGGAGCAAUCUAUAUGAAAGUUGUGAUGCGUCUAUUUGUAUCAAGGGACCUCGACAUGUAACUGCCCAAGAUAUAAUAUUACCCCCCCAUGUACAAAUUGUUGAUAACACACAACAUAUAGCUUGGUUGACGGAACCUAUUGAUUUUUUUAUUGGAUUAAAAAUAGAGAGAAAUCGCGGAUAUUUCAACAAAGUGGACCUUCACUUUGACGAUGGAAGUUAUCCUAUAGAUGCUCUCUUCAUGCCGGUUCAAAAUGCAAAUCAUAGUAUUCAUUCUUAUGGGAAUGAAAAACAAGAGAUACUUUUUUUGGAAAUAUGGACAAAUGGAAGUUUAACACCAAAAGAAGCACUUCAUGAAUCCGCCC
Messenger RNA from Cuscuta europaea, 630 nucleotides. The record is from the annotation of a GenBank genome assembly. Lineage: Eukaryota; Viridiplantae; Streptophyta; Magnoliopsida; Solanales; Convolvulaceae.